CACACACACACACACACACACACCAGUUAAUAAGAUAGUAAGAGAGAAGCGAAAGAAGCUAUUACAAAAAGAACACAGUGAAGAAAGACCAUUCAACAGGCUCGUACUCGUCGACGGUGACAGAAGGCGUCGUGUCACCAACUGUCCACACGGGCGGGAGGGACAGGGACGGCUAUUUACACAAGGCUCCAGCAUGUCGCGUCCCGUUGUUCCACGCCUAAAAGUGCAUACUGCGACGUGGCUUCCUACGCGUUUGUUAAGAGGUUGAUUGUACAUUCAUUUUGCGUUUCCGAUGGUGUGGUUUAUGCUUUUGUAAAUGUGAGCGAGUUUCCUUUCAGUACUUGUGUUCUUUUUAAUAUGGGAAAAUAUGAGUUACAGUUGUGGCAUCAUGAGGAGUUACCAACUCUUGAUUUCCAGUGUUCGUAAUUGUUAGAUCGUUUUGGGAAAUGAGGCGGCAGUGUCUUAGAUUGGAUUAAUGCAUUGGUAGUGUUUAAUGCGGUAGCUUAUUUAAGCCAGAAAGUACAUUUAAUUUAUUUGAACCGAACCUGUGACUUCCCGAGCUCAAACACGACAAAAUGAGGACGUUCACUCCACGGCGACGCGAACCCUCGGCGUCGAAGUCAGCAUCUCGCUCGGAGAUGAUGGAGAGACCACACGGCAGCAAGCCUUUCCUUAAACGGGAAGGCUGCGAGGCGAGACAGCAGUUUGGGCAGCGGAUCUGCGGGCCUCCGAGUGACUGGGCGGGAUCGGCACCCCCAAGGGGCAGCGAGGUCUUCAUUGGCAACCUACCCCGAGAUCUUUACGAGGACGAGCUCAUUCCCAUCAUGGAGUCGACAGGGGCCGUCUAUCUGGCGCGGAUCAUGAUGGACUUCACGGGGACGACGCGAGGCUACGCCUUCGUCACAUACGCCGACCCGGAGGCUGCCCACCGAGCCACGACCUUGCUCAACAGACUGGAGAUCCGUCCGGGGCGCUUUAUCGGGUCUACCACAGCUUCGACAACAGGAGGCUGUUCCUGGGCAACAUCCCGAAGACGGCCACGCGAGAGGAACUGA
Penaeus monodon (black tiger shrimp) is the source of this 1055-nucleotide messenger RNA. Its product is annotated as probable RNA-binding protein 46. Gene Ontology annotation, molecular function: mRNA binding. Lineage: Eukaryota; Metazoa; Arthropoda; Malacostraca; Decapoda; Penaeidae. The transcript has a single exon. The record is from RefSeq and is a predicted model, not a curated record. Bases 576 to 1055 code for a protein of 159 amino acids. Gene Ontology annotation, cellular component: nucleus.